This is a messenger RNA of Fragaria vesca subsp. vesca, 1944 nucleotides long. RefSeq names its product PAN domain-containing protein At5g03700-like. The transcript has a single exon. The coding region runs from base 169 to 1665 and encodes 498 amino acids. The record is from RefSeq and is a predicted model, not a curated record. NCBI's taxonomy places the organism in Eukaryota, Viridiplantae, Streptophyta, Magnoliopsida, Rosales, Rosaceae. Gene Ontology annotation, biological process: recognition of pollen.
CUCGAAUUUAAAAUAGUAUAUAUAUACUGAUCAUCUGCAUCAUCAUCAAGCAUUAUAUAUCACACUGCGGCUGCCCUUUCCUAUCCUCUCUCAUGGCUGCCUUUCUUAUUCUCUAGUCACUCGACUCUCUUCAACACCUUCAUAACAUCCACACACCCUCUUCCAAAAAUGGAGAUUCACUCUCAUUUCAUCAGCUUGGUCACUCGUUUACGUGCAACUCAGCUCCUUCUCUGCACACUCACUAUAUUACUCUUCACAUCCACCACCUCCACCACCGCUGCCACCCUAUCGGAGCUUCCCAGAGGCUUCAAGGCCACUCCCGACUCCUCAACCGAAACCUUCCAACCUCUCCUCUCCGACUCCACCGGCAACUUCUCACUCGGUUUUCUCCGAGUCAACAAAACCCAGCUCGCUCUCGCCAUCCUCCACGUCCCGUCAUCCGAGCCGUUUUGGCUCGCCAAUCCAACCAAACUCGCUCGCUGGUCCGACCGUGCCCAACUCACCUUCAACGGCAGUCUCAUCCUUACCGACCCUCACACCAAGUUAUAUUGGUCAACUCACACGAACGCUGAUCGUGUGAUCCUGCAAAACAAUUCCAACCUACUAGUACAGAGUUCAAACCACACUGAACCUGCAGCAUGGGAAAGUUUCGACUUUCCUACAGAUACCCUUGUCGAAAACCAGAACUUCACAUCGAAAAUGGUUCUGAUCUCCUCCAACGGACUAUACUAUAUGCGAUUAGGGCCCGACUUCAUCGGCCUGUACGCGAAUUUCAACGAAGGCUCGGACCAGAUUUAUCUCCGACACAAAGCCAUGGAAGCCAAAACCGAGAUAGUGGAGAAUCAAGCCCCGAUUUACGCGCAGAUAAACCCGGAUCGCUACCUCGGUAUGUACCAAACAGGUAACCCGUUACCCGCCGACGUUCAAAAGUUCAACAGCUUUCAGACGCCGGUCACCGGCUUCCUCCGUGUCCGGUUAGAGCCCGACGGGAACUUAAUCGGGUACUUCUGGGACGGGACGAAGUGGGUUUUGGACUACCAGGCCAUUUCUCAAACCUGCGAGCUUCCUAGUGCGUGCGGUUCUUACGGGUUAUGCACAGCCGGAAAUGGCUGCUCGUGUUUGGACAACAGGACGGAGUAUGCCUCGGGCGAGUGUUUCGCGGCGCAGUCGGGUGACUUCUGCAGCGACGGAGUGCCGAGGAAUAAUUUCUGGGUUUUGAGGAGGAACGGAGUGGAGCCGCCGUACAAGGAGUUGAUGAGGUACGAAACGACGUCGUCGGUGAAGCAGUGCGAGAGCCUUUGUGAAAGGAACUGUAGCUGUUGGGGCGCGGUUUUCAAUAACGGAUCCGGGUUCUGUUACAUGAUGGACUACCCGGUCCAGUCCUUGGUGGGUGUGGGGGAUGAGACCAAGAUGGGGUAUUUCAAGGUGCGGGAGGGUGCAGGGAGGAAGAAAGUGAACGUGGGAGCUGGGGUUGGGAUUGGUGUGAUGUGUGGGGUGGUCUUGAUCUUGGUUGGGAUUGUUGUGGUUUGGAGGUUUAGGGUUUGGAAGAGGAAGAGAGGAGCAGUCAAGAGCCGGUUCAUGGAGCAAAACGGCGGCGUUUCGCCCGGGCCGUAUAAGGAUCUCGGAACGGCAAGCUUUAGGUCAAUUGAGAUGGGGAGUACAUAGUGACGCAGGGAGUGACAUUUUUUGGGUUUGGGAGUGAUGAGGAUGAUUAUGAUGUUAAUCACUAACUCAUUUGAUUAGUGGUGGUGCUUUCGGGCUAAUCUUGGGUAUAGUGGACCCUUAAACCUAAAUGGCUAAUCUCAUUGGAUAAUGCUUGCAACUCUGCAUAAUUGUAUAUAGAUUAGUGCUCUUCACAUGUCACUUUGAGGCCUUUGUAAUUUGUAUCGAUGAAAGUUGUACAAUUUUAAAAGUAUAUGAAUAGAGGUUUUGACCUAGGGAAUG